AUGGUGACAAAAAAAGAAAAUAAUGUGAAAAGAGAAAUAAAAAACAAUAAUAAAUAUAAAAAUGAAGGCAAACAGAAACAUAAAGAAAAAGAAAGUGAUGAAAAAAUAAUAAAAAAAACUAAUGUAAUGGUCAUAAAGAAAAAAGGAAUGAAUUCAGAAUUGAAAACACUAUGUAGAGAGUUGGUCGAUCUUUUUAUCCCAUACUGUGCCCUUUUCUAUAUAAAAAAGUUAAAAAAUUUAGCUGAUCUAAAUAAAAAAUUAAAAGAGUUAAGCUAUAAAUACACAAUAUGUGUUUAUAUUCAAAAUUUUAAAUUACUAUACAGUAUUACUAGUAACUAUACAAAAUUAUCAUUAACAUUUAUAAUUCAAAAUUUUACCACUUCUUCUGUAGUUAAAUCUACACAUUCAAAAAAUACAAAUUAUAAUUAUAACAAUUUAAAGCCACUACUUAUUUUAAAAAAUUUCAAUAAUUCCAAUUCACAAAUGUCAAAUUAUCUUAUUAUAAUACAAAAUGUAUUGAAAAAUAUUUAUCCAAGCGUAAAUCUCAAAAGUGACUUUUCACAUAAACCUAGACGAGUAAUAUUAUAUUGUUAUAAUAACAAUGAUGAAACUAUAUAUUUUCGUCAAUAUGUAACAAAUUUAAAGAAAAGGUCAUUUAAAAAAAUAUUAAAUGAAGCAUAUAAAAAAGACUUGAGUGGAUAUGAUGACGUAUUUAAUUAUUUGUCGAGUAAAAUUGAUAUUAAUAAUUUUAAAAGUGAAAAAGAAAUGCAAUUGAUAGAAAUAGGACCACGUGUUAGUUACAAGCUUUUUAAAAUUACUGAUCAAGACAAAGAUAUAUACUCGAUGAGGGAUAAAAAGUGA
Molecule: messenger RNA, 861 nt
Organism: Plasmodium relictum
Lineage: Eukaryota; Apicomplexa; Aconoidasida; Haemosporida; Plasmodiidae
Product: BRIX domain, putative
Exons: 2
Coding region: 1-861 (286 amino acids)
Biological process (GO): rRNA processing
Molecular function (GO): rRNA binding
Source: RefSeq, a predicted model, not a curated record